GAAAAAAGCUUUCCAAUCAGUCUUAUUUGGUAAGAUUAGUGCUGAAAUGAAAAUUUCAAAGGCAACUUAAUGGAUAUGGUAAAAGGUAACUGGACAUUUCUAUUAAAUUUUCUGUUUCCCGCUUAAUAUACUUCCAGGUGCACGUGGGAGCGCACACACGAACACGAGACUGGAUGAUUCAGAGUGAGAGGAAGCUCCCAGAUUCUCAAUGGGUGGAACCAAUAGCAAUGAGUGGUUUAUCAUUUAAUAUUUCUCCAUAAGUUUUCUGGAUGAAAGGAGGAUGUGUCUACUGUUUUCUCAGAGUGAUCAUACCAAGAGGAAUGAAAUUUGAUUUCUGCAUGAGGGACUCACAGCUGACAGAUAAAGGAAUUAAAGGGAUUGGAAUAUGACUAUGGAGGGAAUGGCACACCCCAAGAGUCUCACAGAAAUUGGAUGGUGACAGCGGAGUGUUUUGAAAUGCUUGGGGUGUGCAAGUCAUAUACUCAAAGAAAAAGUGUAAACUAAGUGGGACCUGCUGGUGGACAGAAGACACUGAAAGUAGUGAAUCAUUUGUCCUGUGACCAAAGUCCUACCUGUAUCUCUCUGGUGAUUCUGGCUCCUUCUGAAGGGAGUCUACUUGCAGCACUUCCUGUCGCCAAGGCAGUUCGUGGCAAAGGCCUUUAAUCCGCCGCCUCAGCCUUAGGCUUGUUGCUGUUUGGCGUCCAUCUGGCCCUCCCUACUUCCGCCCCCUCAGACCAGCUUCCACAACCGCUUCCGCCUCCGUCUUAGCCCUCGCGGGUGCGGUUCCUGUGGCCCAGGCCAAGCCAUCUCCUCAACUUCGGUGGAUCUUUCCCUGCCAAAAAGCCAGUGAUGGAAGGGUUCGGGGAACACGGCGCAGCCGGCGAAGUGAGCCCAUUACUCGACGUUGUGGCAGCCGGCGCCUCUCCUCAGGCUUUGAUGGAGCCCUCCUCAGAGCCAGACUUUACCGAGAGCCUGCCUCUGGCGGUCAGGUUUCGAGUGUACGCUCUCUUAAAGCUUCAGGGCAAAUCCGCCCGCCUGGAGUCGAAGUACCUGAGGGAAUUUCAUUCUAUUGAGAGGAAGUUUGCCAGCAUCUAUGGGCCCUUGUUGGAAAAGAGACGCCAGAUCAUCAAUGCACUGUACGAGCCCACGAAAGAGGAGUGUGAGGUGAAGUCCAAGGUCGAGGACUAUGACUAUAAUGAGGUGACCGAUGACUGGAAUGCUCAGGUGUACAGUCCGGAGGAGAAUCCGGAGUAUGAGGACUUGGAGGAGUAUUGUCAGGAGAAUUUCGAGGAUGUCGAGGAGGCGUUUGAGGGGGAUGGAGGAAUAGAGGGAUAUUAUAUGGAGGGGGAAAAAGAGGAUCCUAUAGGAAUCCCUGAUUUUUGGCUCACAGUUUUAAAGAAUGUUCCGGAGAUCACUCCGCUGAUUAAGAAAUAUGACGAGCCCAUUCUGAAGUUACUGGAAGACGUGAAAGUCAAGUUUUCAAAACCCAACGAGCCACUAAGCUUCACGCUGGAAUUUCACUUCGAACCCAACGACUACUUCACAAAUGAGGUGCUGACCAAAACAUACAUGCUCAAGUCUAAGCUAAAUUACUCCGACCCCCACCCCUUCAGAGGAUCUGCGGUGAAGCAUUGCAUUGGCUGCAAGAUAGACUGGAAGGAGGGAAAGAACGUCACUGUGCAAACCAUCCUGAAGAAACAGAGGCACAAGUUUUGGGGACUGUUGCGUACCGCGACCCAGGAAUUUCCCCGGGAAUCCUUCUUCAACUUUUUCAGUGUUCUCCGCUGGGGUCUGGAUGCCGACGAAGAUGAGGAAGAUGUCCUCAUCGCUCACACUUUGCGCACCUUUGUCAUCCCAAGAGCUGUGUUAUACUUCACAGGAGAAGCCCUUGAGGUCCAGCAAGAGGGGAUGAUAAGAGAAUGUAAUAACCCGGCUUAUGAUGAAAUCACUCAGGAGAAUUGGGCAACUACGGCUGAAGAUGCUAAAGGCCAAGACCGGGACUUCCCGGCAGAAGACAUCGAUCGCUGAAGCAGAAUGGUUGAUGUAUGUAGGCCCCCUGGGUUAACAACCGGCAUUUACAAUAACCAAAACUUAACCAUUAGUUACUUGCAGUCUUAAUGUGUGUCUCUUCUUGGUAGUCUCAAUAUAGAACUAUGUCCAAAUGUAUUUAACGAAGCAUUUCAUCUAACACUCUAAUGCUGUAAACUUUGUUAAGAAAUUUAGAAGGUGGUGAAUUCUCUAAGCAUGUGAAUACCUUAUUAUUGUGAACCCGUGUGGCUUUUGUCAGGUUGCUGUUAAGUCUCCAGCUAUGUGAAAAUUACUAGAACUUGUAACAGAUCUAUCUGUAUGUUUUUUUUUCCCCUUGGAAAAAACAAAGGGAGAUAACAUUUUUUUCCCCAGCCCUCUCAGUGAGGUGAAUGGGCUUUAUUAUGCUUGCAUUAGCUGUGACUUCAUCUCUAUGUUAUAGAAAUAUAGCAAGUUGUACUAAAAUACAUAUGAUUUAUACUUUGUGAAACUGCUAGUAUAAGAACGAACAUUUGCAGCAAAUCCACAUUUAAUGUUAGUUACCUUGUUUGUAGGCUCCUAUAUUUUAUGUUGUAUAGUGAUCUACUCAAAACAUGGUUGCAUUAUUGCUUAUCAGUGAAAAGUGGUGAAAAACAUUUUUCCUAAGGCUGCCAUAAAUUAUACCGUGUACUGCUGCAAAGUGGAGUUAAAAUGUGCAUUUUUGUUUCUGGAAUAUUCUCAUCUUUCAUGGAAAUGGAUCACAUCAUUUGUUAAACUUUA
Messenger RNA from Microcebus murinus (gray mouse lemur), 2784 nucleotides. The record is from RefSeq and is a predicted model, not a curated record. Lineage: Eukaryota; Metazoa; Chordata; Mammalia; Primates; Cheirogaleidae.